AUGGAGGACCAAGUGCACAAGCCGCAUCGCAAGUCCAAGGACAAGAAGGAAAAGAAACAGCAUACUGGAGAGCGCAAUCCAAAAGCCUUUUCCUUUGCUAACCCAGGCAAGCUUCAGAGACAAGCAGCAAGAUCGCAAGAUAUCAAAGAAAAGCGCCUUCAUGUCCCGCUCGUCGACCGAUUGCCCGAUGAGGCCCCGCCUCGCCUCGUCACCAUCGUUGGCCCCCCCGGUGUAGGAAAGACGACUUUGAUGAAGUCUCUCAUUCGAAGAUAUGCAAAGGAAACGAUAUCAGACCCUCAGGGUCCCGUCACAGUCGUUACGUCCAAGAAGCAGCGUCUAACUUUCGUCGAGUGCCCCAAUGAGCUCGAGGCUAUGGUCGAUAUCGCAAAGGUUGCCGACAUUGUUCUCCUGAUGAUUGAUGGAAACUAUGGGUUUGAGAUGGAGACCAUGGAGUUUCUCAACACUCUCGCCGCUACCGGUAUGCCCGGUAAUGUCUUUGGUAUUCUGACCCAUCUCGAUCUCUUCCGCAAACCGCAGGCGCUCAAGGACGCUAAGAAGAGGCUCAAGAGACGACUUUGGACCGAGUUGUACCAGGGAGCUCAUCUCUUCUACCUUUCUGGCGUCAUGAAUGGCCGAUAUCCUGACCGCGAGAUCCACAACUUAUCGCGUUUCCUCUCCGUUAUGAAGAACCCUCGCCCUCUCGUCUGGCGCAACUCCCACCCUUACUCUAUCAUCGAUAGUUUCCGAGACAUCACACAUCCUACCAAGAUCGAAGAAGACCCCAAUUGCGACCGAUCAAUUGUGCUAUCCGGUUAUCUACGAGGCACAAAUUUUGCUUCACAAGACCAACGAGUCCAUGUUCCUGGUCUAGGAGAUUUUACAGUGUCCAAUAUGGAGGUGAUGCCAGAUCCUUGCCCAACGCCAAACAUGGAAACGGCAAUGGCAAAGAUCACGGGAAAGACUGGAAGAAGGCGACUUGACGAGAAGGAGAAAAAGCUUCAUGCGCCUAUGUCAGAUCGCAGCGGCCUGAAGAUCGAUGGUGACGCUAUCUGGAUUACUAGCGACAAAGGUUUCAGCUUCGAUAGAGAAGAGGACGAGGCUGACAGAGGUGAGGGUGAAGAGAUGAUUGUUGGUCUUCAGGCUGAGAGAAAACUUCUUGGCCAAAUGGAAGGCGGGGUACAACUUUUCAAGGGCGGAGAGAAGGUCGAAGCAGUCCCUGAAGAGGAGGAUACAGGAAGAAAAACACAACGAAAGGCUAGGUUCGCACAUCAAGAAGAAGGCGAUGAGCAAAAUUAUGAGGAUGAUGAGGAUCUCGGCAGUGGCGAAGAGGAUGUUGACUCAGAUGCUGAAGUCGAAUUUAAUGAGGGCAAACUGGGCAAGAUGUUUCGCAAGGAUGCUGACAAGGACCUUGGCGAAGACGAUCUUGCUUUUGCUGAUAGUGAUUCCGAUCUUGGUUCAUUGUCUGGGGGCGAAGAGGUGGAGGACGAUGAGGAAUAUGAUUCCGAUGAAGAAGCAGCAGCAUUGAGAUGGAAGGACAACUUGAAUGGCACUGCAAUGAAGCUUCACGGCAAACGACGAUCAUACCACACAAGCGAUCUGGCCAGGUUUAUGUACGACGAAUCGCUGAGUCCUGAAGAUGCGUUGAAGCGAUGGAAGGGCGAUGAGGAUGAGUCUGAUGAGGAGAACAUCGAAGAUGAUGAGGAGGACGAUUUCUUCAAAAAGUCCAAGCAAGAGCAGGAAGACACUGUGGAGGAUAGGUCGAUACCUGCCUACGACUACGAGGAUCUGGCCGCAAAGUGGGCAUUGGAGAAGAAUGUCGAAGCUUUACGGCGAAAGUUUACAUCAACAGCUCUUGCUGCAGGCGACGACGAGGACGGUAACGAAGAAGGUAGCGACUUUGAGGGUUUGGAUGAUGAGGAUGAGGGUGACGGUGAAUUUGAGGAUCUUGAAGCCGAAGGCCAAGAAGAGCCAACGGAGCCCGCCCAACCAACGCCCGAAGACAUCGAGGCUGAGCGACAGAAAAACGCUAAGCGGAAGGAAGAGCUAAAGAUGAGAUUCGAAGAGGAAGAUCGUGAGGGCUUCCUGAACGACAAGGCCAACGCCCGACGAGACGGUGGUGAUGUCCAGGAGUUUGGCGAGGAUCAAUGGUAUGAGGCGCAAAAGGCCAUGAUCCAGAAGCAGCUCGACAUCAACAAGGAGGAGUUUGAGAACCUUGACGAGCGUCAGCGCUCCGUUGUCGAAGGCUGCCGCGCUGGCAAAUACGCAAAGAUCGUCCUUGAGGGCGUUCCCGCUGAGUUCGUCAAGCUCUUCGACGCUCGCCGUCCUAUCGUUGUUGGUGGCCUCUCUGCCACUGAAGACCGCUUUGGCUAUCUCCAGGUUCGCAUCAAGCGUCACCGAUGGCACAAACGUAUCCUCAAGACAAACGAUCCUCUCAUCUUCUCUCUUGGCUGGCGUCGUUUCCAGACCAUGCCCAUUUACAGUACUACCGACUCGCGGACACGUAACCGCAUGCUCAAGUAUACACCUGAGCAUAUGCACUGUUUCGCUACCAUUUACGGUCCGUUGAUUGCGCCAAACACAGGUUUCGUCUGCUUCAAUUCCAUGUCGGGUUCGAUGCCUGGCUUCCGUAUUGCUGCUACCGGCACAAUCCUAAGCGUUGACGAAUCCACCGAGAUCGUCAAGAAACUCAAGCUCACUGGUACACCUGCCAAGAUCUACAAGAAUACUGCCUUCAUCAAGGAUAUGUUUAACACAUCUCUUGAGAUCGCCAAGUUCGAGGGCGCUUCUAUCAAGACGGUUUCUGGUAUCCGCGGUCAAAUCAAGCGCGCUCUGUCCAAACCGGAGGGUCAGUUCCGUGCCACGUUCGAAGACAAGAUCCUCCUCAGUGACAUCGUCUUCCUGCGAGCAUGGUACCCCAUCAAGCCUCACCGCUUCUAUAACCCUGUCACCAAUCUGAUCGGCUGGCAACCCAUGCGUCUGACAGGCGAAGUCCGUCGCGAUCAGAACGUUCCUACUCCCCAGCCCAAGAACAGCCAGUACCGUCAAAUCGAGCGUCAGACUCGUCACUUCAACCCCCUUCGAGUUCCUCGCGCCCUUGCUGCUGAGCUUCCCUUCAAGUCCCAGAUUGUUGAGACCAAGAAACAGAAGAAGGAGACAUACAUGAAGAAGCGCGCUAUCGUCAUGGCUCCUGGCUCUGAAGAGAAGAAGGCACGUGCUCUUAUGCAGCAGCUACUCACUAUUCGCAAUGAUGCUGCUGCUAAGCGUCGCGCUGCAAAGGACAAGAACCGUGCUGCCUUCCAGAAGAAGCUGGCCGAGAACGAGGAGAAGAAGGAAGCUCGCGAAAAGCGUGAGUCCAAGGAUUUUUGGCGCAAGAAUGGUCGCAAGCGUGCUGCUGCCGAGGACGGAGGUGGUGGCAAGCGCAGGAAAUAA
Molecule: messenger RNA, 3429 nt
Organism: Fusarium poae
Lineage: Eukaryota; Fungi; Ascomycota; Sordariomycetes; Hypocreales; Nectriaceae
Exons: 3
Coding region: 1-3429 (1142 amino acids)
Biological process (GO): maturation of SSU-rRNA from tricistronic rRNA transcript (SSU-rRNA, 5.8S rRNA, LSU-rRNA); endonucleolytic cleavage of tricistronic rRNA transcript (SSU-rRNA, 5.8S rRNA, LSU-rRNA); ribosome biogenesis
Cellular component (GO): 90S preribosome; nucleus
Molecular function (GO): GTPase activity; GTP binding; U3 snoRNA binding
Source: RefSeq, a predicted model, not a curated record